UGAUGUUGGUUUAGAACGUCAACGGGAACGGAUUUGUAUCGUUCAUAGAACAUGAGGAAAGUGGUAAGCCUCAUAUCCACAUCUGCCUGUUGGUCUAUACCCUAUUCCUGCCUUCCGACGCUCCCACUGAAGAACUGUCAACCAGAUAUCACAACCGAGCUAAUUCGAACCUCUGAAUUGCUUUACAUGUUGGGCAGCUUCGAUUUGGCUCGCUGGCUGGUAUUCACUGUGAGUACUUAUCACAUGAGAGGAGUACAAGGUCUCCGAUUCUGUCAUUCGCUGACACGCAUUUCCUCUCAAUCCAUGACGGUUCAGACACCGAAUUUGCCUCGCUCCUGUCGCUAAUGUCCCCUGCGUCCCCCGAUUCUCCGGCUGUCAUGUACGGCAAUGAAGACACAGAUUGAUGUAUGUUUAAUCCAUGUGUUCGGUUCGCGU
This is a messenger RNA of Cantharellus anzutake, 435 nucleotides long. RefSeq lists its product as uncharacterized. Bases 52 to 345 code for a protein of 97 amino acids. The transcript has a single exon. The record is from RefSeq and is a predicted model, not a curated record. NCBI's taxonomy places the organism in Eukaryota, Fungi, Basidiomycota, Agaricomycetes, Cantharellales, Hydnaceae.